AUGACUCCCACACCACCAUCCACGACGCCCUCCUCGGGAUCAGGUCGGUCACCCGAGGAGCAGUUCCGAGUCCGUGAGGGUGGUGACGCGUCCUCAUGUUCAUACGCAACUCCUGCUACUCGUAAAAAGAACCAAAGUCAAGGCUCUUCGAGCCCCGAUGACAUGCAGAACCGUAUUGACCGUUUAGAAGGCCUAGUCUUGUCUUUGAUGCACGGAGGUGCUACUAUUGACCCUUCUACCGCAGCAGCAGCGGCCGCCGUGACAGGCGCCUCCAACCAAAUAAGGGCAAGUCAUGUAUAUUGCCAGGAGCACUGGCACACGAUAUUGGCGGACAUAUCCGAAGUCAAGACAUAUUUUGCGAAUCACAAGAAGGAUUUGGAAAAGAGCUAUGAAAAGGUCAUGAUGUCGAAACCGGCCAGCGCCAGAGAAGGACCUACGUUUUUGCUUGGAGCCGCGCCAGCUACCGAGAUCGAAUUGCGAGCAGAAUUACCACCCAAAUCGGCCGUCCUUGCGCUCUGUUCCAGAUACUUCAACUCGAUGGACAAUGCGGUUAACAUCAUCCACGCGCCGACUUUCCAGCAACAACUUCGAGCCCACUGGCAAGACCCGUCAAAAACGCCCAUCAUGUGGCUUGGGUUGCUCUAUUCGAUCUUGUGUCUCGCCAUGCUGAGCUACCACAAGGUAGGGGACGAACCGCCGGAAUGGAAGGGGCGGACGCUGGAUUUGGCUUCUGAGUAUCGACUACGCACCGUCCAGUGCCUGAUUGCGGCUGAUUACACCAAGCCGGUGGAAUACACCGUGGAGACGAUGCUUCUCUAUGUGUUUGGAGAAUACUCUUCGAGAUGGGAUGCUGAUCUGGGGCUGUGGCUGAUUGUGUCCUUACUCACAAGAGUUGCCUUCAGGAUGGGGUACCACCGCGACGCAAAGUGGUUCCCGACGAUUACACCGUUUCAAGCAGAAAUGAGGCGGCGUACGUGGGCACUGGUGAGGAUGGCCGACGUGGUGUUCUCGCACCAAGUUUCGCUGCCAUCCAUGAUCUACGGUCAUGAUUGUGACACUCAGUUGCCGAAUAACAUCUUUGACGAGGAAUUUGGUCCCAACACCAAAGUCUUGCCUCCUUCACGGCCGAAGACGGAGCCCACUCCGAUUGCGUACAUGAUUGCCAAAUCCAAGCUAUGCAACGAGAUGGGCGACAUCUUGCAGGCCACCAAUCGUGUGGGCAGGCAACUACCGUACGACGAAAUUCUGCGGUUCGAUGCCCGGCUUCGAGAGAUCAACGACGAGAUUCCGCCUCAUCUCAAGGUUGCAGCCUUGGAAGGUUCGCACGACCCAGUCACUUUGAUCAUCGCGAGGUUCAAUAUCAACGUGCUCUACCUCAAGAUCCUCUGUCUAUUGCACAAGAAGUACGUGCCGCGAGCUCGUACAAACCCGCGAUAUGCGUACUCGCGCAGAAGUGCAGUAGAAGCGGCUCUAGAGACGUUGCGGCAUUUGGUUACUCUCGACAGAGAAUCACAGCCUAGUGGCAGACUUCGAUCUUUGAGGUGGUUCGUGAAUUCGAUAGCAACCAAGGACUUCCUUCUGCCUGCCAUGCUGGUUGCACUUGACCUCCACCACGACCGGGUUGCGGAAACGAGCGAUGACCGCAGGGCGUCAGAGUCGGCCAUGUUCUGGACCCCAGAGCAGCGAAUGGAGAUGCUUAGCAACUUGGAGCGGACCAAGGAGAUCUGGCAAGGGCUUGCGGACGGGUCGAUGGAGGCUUUCAAGGCAUCCAAGAUCUUCAAGAACGAAAGCUUCCCGGGUUUUGAGACAAACCCGGAAAUGCAGUCGGACCACAAUGCGGCAAUGACUCUGGGUAUGCUCUCUGGUGGCAUGACGCCAAACACGGCAGCCGCGCUUGAAAGCAGUAUGCAGAGUACGAACUCGUUUAGCGGCAUGGACUUUGGAGUGUCGUUACCCAUGACGGGCCCGGGCAUGACGCCAAACUUCCAGGGUGACAUUGGCAUGAACAACGCGGGGUCUCCGUUCUCGAUGUUUACAAACUUCGAGUCUGGCGGAGAUUUCCCCGCCAACUUCGACUGGAACGCAUUUGAGACGUACACGCAGAACGCGAACUGGGCAGCUGAUACAGGGUUUGGGCAGAUCUAUCCAGGUCAAUCCUCGCCAGAAACAGACAGCAACGGGAUGCCGUUUGGCAACGCCAACGGCGGCAUGGCAGGCUGAGGAUGCGUUAAAGGCCCGAAGCGCGGGGAGAGCAGUGCAAGGGAUGAGGGAGGUAAUGUGACGAUGAGAUCAAUGACAGAAUCAGGAAGGCCUGAGCGAUUGGUUCGUUCAGGUGGACAAAAUGGGGAACUAGGCAUACUCACCUCCGCGUUAGGCUCGGCAUGGUAGGAUAGAAAGAUGAAUCCAGAUCUUUAGGACAUUUGGAAAAUACAAUACCCUG
Messenger RNA from Colletotrichum scovillei, 2440 nucleotides. RefSeq names its product fungal specific transcription factor domain-containing protein. The transcript has 6 exons. The coding region runs from base 1 to 2220 and encodes 739 amino acids. Gene Ontology annotation, molecular function: DNA binding; zinc ion binding. Gene Ontology annotation, cellular component: nucleus. NCBI's taxonomy places the organism in Eukaryota, Fungi, Ascomycota, Sordariomycetes, Glomerellales, Glomerellaceae. Gene Ontology annotation, biological process: DNA-templated transcription. The record is from RefSeq and is a predicted model, not a curated record.